UAUCACGACCGAGUAUCUAACGUGGUCGUCAUCCCCCAGCCGGUUCACCCAGUCAAAGCAGACUCAGACCACAAUAUGGUAGUAGCCACCGUCAACCUCGGUGGCAGGCUUGCCCACAACCGUGCAGUCCGGACUAAACCGAAACAGAAGCAAUUCAACCGACGGGAAUUGCAGUUCGAAGCAGCACGGUGUGCGGCGACUAAUCGGUUCCUCCUUAAUCUCAACACACGAGUGGACGAGCGAACAACCACCGCUGCGGAAUUGGCGACCGACUUUACCAAUGCUCUCCUCGACACAGCGCGGACGACCCUGGGGAAGGAACCGCGGAGACGCCGCACGCAGGAGUGGUGUGAGACCCCAGAGACGCGAGAAGCGCUGGAGCAGGCCCUUACCAAACGUCGGGAAGCGCGCCGGGCGAUGAGGGGCAACUGGAACUCAGCGACGUGGAGUGUUCUCAAAGCAGCGUGUAAGGGAGUGGCUACAGCAGUCGAAACAGGCAUUUAUGCCCACCUGGACGGAUAUGUGACUGAACUCGAAAAAAUCUACAAAGAUCGCGACAUGCUAGGACUGUGCCAACACCUCAAGAGAUCAGUGGGCCUCAGCGGGAGACAAGCGGGGGGACAGCAGUUCGUCGCGGAUGAGAACGGCGUGUUGCUCCGGAACAGGGACGACAUCCUCCAGCGGUGGGCGAGAUUCUUCAGCACCCUACUCAACACCAAAUCCCCCACCCUGAACCCACACAUAAUCGAACGAGUGACGCAGCGGCCAGCGACACGUGACACUCAACGGUUGGGAGAUGUGCCAGAACUCGAGGAGGUGGCACGGGCAACGAAAGGCCUCAAGAACUGGAAGGCACCCGGCCAUGACUCCCUCCCUGCCGAGUUGCUCAAGAUCGAUGACGACGAACCCUUCGUCCUGGGACACCUCCAUACCAUCCUCGUCAAGGUGUGGAACGGAGGAGAUAUUCCGCGAGAGUGGAAGGAUGCAACCAUCAAGGUGCUGUACAAGAACGGUGACCGGUCCAACUGUAACAACUACAGGGGGAUUUCGCUACUAUCUCACGUAGGCAAGGUCCCCAUCAAGAUCAUCACUAACCGUCUAAGCGCCUUCAACGAAGCCAACAACAUCCUCCCGGAGGAACAGUGCGGAUUUCGACCCGGGCGAUCCACCGUCGACAUGCUGUUCGUCGUGCGCCGCCUCCAGGAGCUGGGGCGGAGAAAGAAAAUACCGCUCUACAUGUGCUUCGUCGACUUGAACAAGGCGUAUGAUUCGGUGGACCGAGAGAUGCUAUGGAAGGUGCUGGCCAGGGCCGGGAUUCCCGCGAAGCUGAUCGAAGUCAUCCGCCAAUUCCACGAUGGAAUGCGGGCCCGGGUGCGCAUGGACGACGGAGAACUAUCGGACUGGUUAUUCGUGACACAGGGCGUGCGACAAGGAUGUGUGCUAUCCCCACUGCUGUUCAACAUCUUCUUCGCCGAGGUCCUCGAGGUCGUUGUCAUCCGAUUCAGCGAGGAUGAUGUUGUUCUGCGGAGCCUGGUUUGCUUGAAGGAGGGGAAGACGGAAGCAGGGGGGGGGGGAAGAGACACCCCUUGA
Molecule: messenger RNA, 1590 nt
Organism: Ectocarpus sp. CCAP 1310/34
Lineage: Eukaryota; Phaeophyceae; Ectocarpales; Ectocarpaceae
Source: the annotation of a GenBank genome assembly